GUUAUGAAUUCAUACAGGGAGUAUUGCCUUUAUUUAUUUGAAAAAAAUGCAGGCCGAAAGAUCACAUAGAAUAUAUCAUUCAAAUGCAGUCAGACGAGUCUGAAAAGUUUUUCCCAAAACAGUUUGGUAAACCGCAAAGGGUGACGGGUAAACAAGAUGGCAGCCUCCUGGUCCAAGAAAUGACUGAGUCGAAAGUCCACAGAUAAUUUCUGUGGGUAAGAGCUUACAGAGCUACAUUUAGAGUGAAAACUCGUGCUUUUGAUACUUUACAGGUACCUUGAAUCAAUCCAAUAUGCUUUUCUGGCGCGAGCUGAGCAUUCUGACUUGCUGACAGCAGUGGUCUUAAGAUGAAGAAAUGAUGAUCAACCCACCAUUCCAUGAUUACACCUGAAGCCAAAACACAGGUGGAGAAGCUUCUUGGGAGCUGAAUGGUCAAGGCACAUACACAAUGUGCUCUAUCAUGAGACAGCAUCAUCUUGAACUGUCCCUGUGCAAUCCCAUGGGAUUCCCUUUUUAAAUGCAAUCACAAACAGGAAAGAUUUCCGUCCUAUUUUUCUUUGAUAUGUAACAUUAUGGUGGUAGGAAAUUCUAGCAUUCAGAUAUGCUAGAGAUCACUUGAACUUGAAGUUUUGAAGACUAAAGAAGAGUGACAGGAAGCACACAGGAAUAUGGCAGGUGGCACGAUUCCCCCGAUCCCUACCGUCCCGGCAUCAGAGAGAUGCCCACUAAGGAUCACGUUUCAGCAGGGGUUCCAGCUGUUCAUCGCAGUAAACCUGGUGUUUCUGCUGCUGGUGUUGCUGUGUAGCCUGUUCCUAGAAACUCAGGUUGAGACUGUACGUCGGGAUGACUAUCAAAACAAUGACGUCCAAAUCCCUACCGUAGACAUAGAUAGUCUGUAUGCAGACCCCAGGUGUGACUUUAACAGAACUUUUAACAUCUCUGUCAAACCAAAGUUCUACUCAGUCUGCCACAGCAGGUCUGUUCCGAGGACUUCUGUGAGGGAUUACAAGGUUAUUGUCAUCUGGACGCGAUGGUGGGGGGUUCGGCUGUGGGGGGUUCAAGACCACUACUGCCCCUCCAUGCCCGAGUGCGUCUUCACGGGAGAACGCGAGCAGAUCGGCAACGCAGACGCGGUCGUCUUUCACUACCACGACACUCCGAAGGUUUAUUCCAAGCUCGCCAUGCCGCCGACACGACUCCCGCACCAACAUUGGGUGUGGUUCGCGAUGGAAUGUCCCAUUGUGACCAGACUACGAGAUCUGGUGUCGUACAGUGGUGUUUUCAACUGGACCAUGACCUACCGAAAUGACUCGGACGUUUUGACUGCUUACGGCUCUGCCAGUCUCACCUACAAAAUGUUGAAAGAAAUGAAAAAGGAUCCACACAAGGACUAUGCGCUAGGAAAAAAGCAGCUAGCAGUGUGGUUCGUGAGCAACUGUUACAAAUACCUACCUCGUUUUGCGUACGCACAGGAACUAGUGAAACACAUUCGCGUGGACGUCUUUGGCCAGUGUGGGGAAGUUGUUUGUUCAAAGAAAGAUUUUGAGUGCUCGAACAAUAUCAUUAAACAGUACAAGUUCUACCUGUCCUUUGAAAGCUACAAAUGCCGUGAGUACAUCACAGAGAAAUUUUGGAGGAAUGCUAUCCAGAAUAAAGUUGUUCCAGUAGUGUUUGGGGCACCAAAAACUGAUUACGAAAGAUACGCCCCGCCCGGUUCGUUCAUUCACGUAGACGACUUUGAGUCGCCCGAAGUCUUAGCAGAUUACCUUAUGAUACUUGACAAAGAUAAGGAGAAAUAUAAUCAGUACUUCAGAUGGAGGACUCACCCACCCAAGAGUGCAGUUCCAGAGGAUUAUGGUAGGUGGUGCAAUUUGUGCCAGAGGCUCCACCAGGUGUGUCCGACAGAGAGGAAAGUGUACACAGACUUGGAUGGCUGGUGGAAGGGGAAGGACAAUGAUGUCUGUGAGCCUGUUGUGUUGAAGGAUAACUCCAAAGACCCCAUGUAUGCAAUAUACUUUGACGAAAACAAUAAAUGAUAUCAUGAUUGUGCAGCA
Molecule: messenger RNA, 2054 nt
Organism: Branchiostoma floridae (Florida lancelet)
Lineage: Eukaryota; Metazoa; Chordata; Leptocardii; Amphioxiformes; Branchiostomatidae
Product: alpha-(1,3)-fucosyltransferase 7-like
Exons: 2
Coding region: 669-2036 (455 amino acids)
Cellular component (GO): membrane
Molecular function (GO): alpha-(1->3)-fucosyltransferase activity
Source: RefSeq, a predicted model, not a curated record